UUGGUCCAAAUGAUCACAGGGGGAAAUUUUACCCGUCGCUCAAGCCCUAUGUUUAUGUUGUCAGAAAUCGAAGGAUGCCUGCUGAACGCAAGCGAUCGUUAAACAUGGAUGAGAAAGAAGUUUGCUCUUUCACCAAUAAGGAGAAGGAAAAGGAGAGAGAAGGUGAAAGGCGGCCUCCUUCCCGGGAUAAAUCAAAAGAUGAGACCAAAAUGAGUGGUAAGAAGGACAGCGGUAAAGCUGUUGAAGAGAAGAGGAGGCGUGUGGAAGAAGAAAAGAAAAAGAAGGAGGAGAAGGAGCGGAAAAAGAAAGAGGAGGAGAAACUUAAGGCAGAAGAAGAGCAAAAGAAGAAAGAGGAAGAAGAAAAACAACAGCAGGAAGAAGAGGAGAGGAAGCUUCAGGAGGAAGAAGCCCGAAAGCAACGAGAAGAGGAGGCUGCACAACUCAAGGAGAAAGAGGAGAGCCACCAGCUGCAUCAGGAGGCCUGGAAAAGUCACCAGUCCAGGAAGGAGCUGCGCAGUAAGAACCAGAAUGUUCACGAGGGCCGACCCGAGGAGUCCUUUUUCAGCCGUCUGGACUCCAGCCUGAAAAAGAACACAGCCUUCGUCAAGAAGCUGCGCACCCUCACCGAGCAACAGCGGGACUCUCUUUCCAACGACUUUGGCUCGCUCAACCUCAGCAAGUACAUCGGUGAGGCUGUGAGUUCUGUGGUGGAGGCCAAGUUGAAGAUCUCCGAUGUGGGCUGUGCUGUGCACCUGUGCUCUCUCUUCCACCAGCGCUAUGCAGAGUUCGCCCCACUGCUUCUGCAGGCCUGGAAGAAGCACUUUGAGGCCCGUAAAGAGGAGAAGGCCCCCAACGUGAGCAAGCUGCGCACAGACCUCCGGUUCAUCGCUGAGCUCACCAUUGUGGGCCUCUUCACCGACAAAGAGGGCCUGUCUCUCAUCUACGAGCAGCUGAAGAAUAUUAUCGGGACAGACCGGGAGACACACACACACGUGUCAGUGGUCAUCAGCUUUUGUAAGCACUGCGGGGAUGACAUCGCUGGCCUGGUACCUCGCAAGAUGAAGCUGGCAGCAGAGAAAUUUGGUCUGGCUUUCCCUCCCAGUGAGAUCAUCAACACGGAGAAGCAGCAACCUUUCCAGAAUCUUCUGAGGGAGUACUUCACCUCGCUUACCAAGCACCUGAAGAAGGACCACAGGGAGCUCCAGAACAUUGAGCGGCAGAACAGACGUAUUCUCCACUCCAAAGGAGAGCUGAGUGAGGACAGACACAAGCAAUAUGAGGAGUUUGCUACCUCCUACCAGAAGCUUCUGGCAAAUACCCAGUCACUGGCGGACCUGCUGGAUGAGAACAUGCCAGAGCUCCCCCAGGAUAAAACUGUACAGGAGGAGCAUGGCCCUGGCAUUGACAUCUUCACCCCUGGGAAGCCUGGGGAGUACGACCUGGAGGGGGGCAUCUGGGAGGACGAAGACGCCCGCAACUUCUACGAGAACAUGGUGGACCUCAAGGCUUUCGUCCCCGCCAUCUUGUUCAAGGACAACGAAAAGAGCAACCAGGCUAAAGACAAAGAGGAGGCCAAAGAUGCUGGGAAGGAGGCGGCCAGCACAGAAGAGCUGGAGCUGGAGCUGGAAGCCCUGGACAUCGCCGACGACGCUCUGGAGCUGGAGGGAGCCGACGAGGCGGAGAACGAAGAGCUGGCCAAGAAGCUGCUGGACGAUCAAGGGUUCAGGUUAGGGUCAGGGAAAGGUCAGGGAAAGACGGCAAUCGGCCGCUCAGAACAAGAGGAUGAGGAAGCCAGCACUGGCUCCCACCUGAAGCUUAUAGUUGACGCCUUCAUCCAGCAACUCCCUAACUGUGUCAACAGAGACCUGAUAGACAAGGCUGCCAUGGACUUCUGCAUGAACAUGAACACCAAGUCCAACAGGAGGAAGCUGGUCCGAGCUCUCUUCACAGUCCCCAGACAGAGGUUGGAUCUCCUGCCCUUCUACUCCCGCCUGGUGGCCACCCUCCAUCCCUGCAUGUCAGACGUGGCUGAGGACCUGUGCUCCAUGCUUAAAGGGGACUUCCGGUUCCAUAUUCGGAAGAAAGACCAGAUCAAUAUUGAGACGAAAAAUAAAACCGUUAGGUUCAUUGGAGAGCUGGCCAAAUUCAAGAUGUUUACCAAAACAGACACGCUUCAUUGUCUGAAGAUGCUGCUGUCUGACUUCUCCCACCACCACAUCGAGAUGGCCUGCACCCUGCUGGAGACCUGCGGACGCUUCCUGUUCAGAUCCCCCGACUCCCACCUACGCACCAGCGUCCUCCUGGAACAAAUGAUGCGUAAGAAGCAGGCCCAGCACCUGGACGCACGCUACGUGACCAUGGUGGAGAACGCCUACUACUACUGUAACCCCCCGCCCAUGGAGAAGACCGUGCGCAAGAAGAGACCCCCGCUGCAGGAGUACAUCCGCAAGCUGCUCUACAAGGACCUGUCCAAGGUCACCACGGAGAAGGUGUUGAGGCAGAUGAGGAAGCUGCCCUGGCAGGACCCCGAGAGCAAAAGCUACCUGAUCUGCUGCAUGGUCAACAUCUGGAACGUCAAGUACAACAGCAUCCACUGUGUGGCUAACCUGUUGGCCGGCCUGGUGGCCUACCAGGAGGAUGUGGGCAUCCAUGUGGUGGAUGGUGUUCUGGAGGACAUCCGCCUGGGCAUGGAGGUGAACCAGCCCAAGUUCAACCAGCGCAGGAUCAGCAGUGCCAAGUUCCUGGGGGAGCUCUACAACUACCGCAUGGUGGAGUCUGCCGUCAUCUUCCGCACCCUGUUCUCCUUCAUCUCGUUCGGGGUGAACCCCGACGGCGUCCCCAGCCCCCUGGAUCCCCCCGAGCACCUGUUCCGCAUCCGCAUGGUGUGCACCCUGCUGGACACCUGCGGGCAGUACUUUGACCGAGGCUCCAGCAAGAGGAAGCUGGACUGCUUCCUGAUCUACUUUCAGCGGUACAUCUGGUGGAAGAAGAGUGUGGAGUUGUGGAGUGUGGACCAUCCCUUCCCCAUAGACAUUGACUACAUGAUCAGUGACACCCUGGAGAUGCUCCGGCCCAAGAUGAGGCUCAGCUGCUCCCUGGAAGAGGCCAUCAAACAGGUGGCUGAGCUGGAGAGGGAGGUCCUGGUCAAACUAGAAUUGGAAAUCAAAGCGAUGGAGAGGCAGAUGAGGACAGGGAGAGAGCGCAGGGAGAAAGCAGAGGAAGAGAAGAGGGGAACUGCCUGCGCUAGGGAAGAGAAAGAGGCGGAAGAAGAGAACCAGGAGAUAAAGACAGGCAUUCCUGUGGCAGGUCUGGCCAUGGAGAAGGACGGCCGGUGCUCCAGUGCCUUGGGAGAAGGAGAGGCUCUGGAUGAAGAAGACGAUGAUGAUGAUGAGGAGGGAGGGGCGGAGACCGAGGAACAGUCCGGAAACGAGAGCGAGAUGAACGAGCCAGAGGAGGAGGAGGGCUCGGAGAACGAGGAGGAAGAGCGGGAGGAAGAGGAGGAGGAGAACACGGACUACCUGACCGACUCCAACAAGGAGAACGAGACUGACGACGAGAGCAAUGAGGUGACCAUCCGCGGGGGAGGGCUGAAGCACGUGGCCUGUGCUGAGGACGAGGACUUCAUCCAGGCUUUGGAUAAGAUGAUGCUGGAGAACCUUCAGCAGCGCAGCGGCGAGGCGGUCAAGGUGCACCAGCUGGACGUAGCCAUUCCCCUGCAGCUGAAGAGCCAGCUGAAGAAGGGACCCGGACCAGCAUGCACUGGGGAGGGCGACGCCGACGGCUCCGACACCAUGCAGUUUGUCAUGCUCACGCGCAAGGGCAACAAGCAGCAGUAUAAGAUCUUGAACGUGCCCCUGUCCUCUCACCUGGCGGCCAAUCACUUCAACCAGCAGCAGGCUGAGCAGGAGGAGCGCAUGCGCAUGAAGAAGCUCACCCUGGACAUCAACGAGAGGCAGGAACAGGAGGACUACCAGGAGAUGAUGCAGUCCCUGGCCCAGCGUCCGGCUCCAGCCAACACCAACCGAGAGCGUCGGCCACGCUACCAGCACCCUAAAGGUGCUCCCAACGCCGACCUCAUCUUCAAGACUGGAGGAAGGAGGUGAUGGACAGAUGGAGGCGUAGAGGAGGCUGCUGUGGAAGGCAGCUGCUACAGUAACCUGCCGCUCUUCGCUCUCUCCUCCAGGAGACGCUGAAUGGAGUCUGGCCAAGGGAGCAAACAAGCGAGUGAGAGAGCAAGCGCAAACGAGAGAGAGAUAGAGAGAGACGUGUGGAGGACCGGUCUUGCCUGACCAGGGAGCAAGGCCGCCAGCCGCCCCCACUGACGCAAGCGCCUGACACCCAACCCUGCUGCAGGAGGAAGAGGAGGGAGGAUGGGUGGGCAGGGUUCACCCCUUUUGCCCAGUCUAGGGGGCCCAGGCCACCCUUUCCUUUCUGUCUGCCACCGGGGACGUCACCAGCACACAAACAACCACCUGUCUGAAGGAGAGCUCAAACAGUGGGGCGGGAAAAAGACCUUGAAACGAAUGACCAGCUGACUGGACGGAUGGACAGACAUGAUCCCAGAUAGACAGCCAGUCAGGCAUCCAGACAUGGCCACAGGCUUCCCUCAAAGACAUGGAUAGGGCUCUCACACACGCGCCAGAGAAGCGGAGAGAAGAUUCUGAAUGUGUGUGUGUGAGAGAGAGGGAGAAAAUGAAAUGCUGGGUGGGUGGGUGGGUGGGGGGGGAUUUUGAGAUUGACUGUGCCUCUCUUACUGGAAACAUCUGUUAUUCAGUGUUUUUUUUCCCCUCUGUCUACCUACAUCACACACUGUAUGUCACAGGACUGAGAGAAAUAAGGGGGAGGGGAGAGGAGAGGGGAUGGAUUCACCAAGCUACUGAUGAGACGCUGUAACAAUCAGUCUAGGGAGGAGCCCGGAGGUGUACAGAGGGAGGACAGUGUGUGUGUUCCUGAGGACUACUGUGUUUCCUCCUGUUUAAUGCUAUCCCUGUUGGAAUAACUUGUUGCAUUAUGUUGCCGUGGUGAUGACCCAGACAGGGGGUCGUAGCAAGAGACCAGCGAUGACUGACCAGCGUUUCAUCAUCAGAAAUAAGAAUAUAUAAAUGAGUAUAUAUAGUCUUUAUUUUUCCAGCAUUUAGCAUUCUAGGUGUUCCAUUUUAGUUUCCCAUGGAGUUAUUUUUGAUGAUAUUAGACUUUGUGUUGAUUUGGGUUUCUGUGCUGUAUUGUGGUAAAGCUUUUGGACUAAUAGAUAAGAUACUAUAAGCUUCCUCUGGUGUGUGAAACUCACUAUAUCUUGUUUGAUUCUUACUGUCUGUAGGUAAUCUAUAUUCUACUGCAUGGGCCAUUCUGCACCAGCUUUGUACGCCAUUCUGCCUGUGUUAUUAAUAAAAUGUUUGUUAAUGAGUA
Molecule: messenger RNA, 5406 nt
Organism: Osmerus eperlanus (European smelt)
Lineage: Eukaryota; Metazoa; Chordata; Actinopteri; Osmeriformes; Osmeridae
Gene: upf2
Product: UPF2 regulator of nonsense mediated mRNA decay
Exons: 24
Coding region: 75-4103 (1342 amino acids)
Biological process (GO): nuclear-transcribed mRNA catabolic process, nonsense-mediated decay
Cellular component (GO): exon-exon junction complex; cytoplasm
Molecular function (GO): protein binding; RNA binding
Source: RefSeq, a predicted model, not a curated record